Fusarium sp. VM40 is the source of this 1485-nucleotide messenger RNA. Lineage: Eukaryota; Fungi; Ascomycota; Sordariomycetes; Hypocreales; Nectriaceae. The record is from the annotation of a GenBank genome assembly.
AUGCGUUUUCAGGUACUCACCGCGGUUGCUACGCUGGUAGGCUCUUCAACCUGCCAGACCCUUUGGUCUCGGGAUGUCGACUACAAGACCCUUAGCAAAGAGCUCUCCAGCUCUGCCAAGGUGUACUUCCCAGGCUCGGAUGACUUCAAGGCUGCGUCUAAUCGUUGGUCUAACCUUGGCCUGCCGACUAUCAACAUUGUUGUUGUUCCCAGCACGGAGGAAGAUGUUGUGAAGACAGUUCAAUUCGCCAAUAAGAAGAAGCUUCCUUUCUUGGCAUACAACAGUGCCCAUGGAGCAAUUACCACUAUUGGAAAGAUGACCCAGGGCAUUGAGAUCUAUCUCGAUCAGCUCAACGAUGUCAAGAUCUCCAAGGAUGGAAAGAGUGUCACCAUUUCCGGUGGAACCAAGUCUAAAAAGGUGACCCAGACGCUAUGGGCGUCAAACAAGCAGACUGUCACUGGUUGCUGUGAAUGCGUCGGCUAUGUCGGCCCAGCCCUGGGCGGUGGUCAUGGUUGGCUCCAAGGUCGUCACGGCCUUAUUGCUGAUCAGUUCGAGUCGAUGAACAUUGUUCUCGCAAACGGUACUCUUGCUACCAUUGACUCCAAGUCAGAGCUGUGGUGGGGUCUCAAGGGAGCUGGCCACAACUUCGGCAUCGUCACCUCUGUUACAUCCAAGAUCUACGAUGUCAAGUACAAGAACUGGGCUUUUGAGAUUAUGACCUUUAAGGGCGACAAGGUUGAGGAGCUUUACGAUACUACCAACAAGUAUAUCCUCAAAGAUGGCAAGCAGCCCACUGACCUCAUCAACUGGUCUUACUGGUUCAACAUUCCUAGUGUUGACGCUACUGGGCCUAUCGUCCAGAUCCUCUUCAUGCAAGAGGGUGUCGAGGCUGUUGACUCCGCCUAUACAUCUCCCUUCCAAAAACUCAACCCCAUCUCCGUAGACAAAAAGAAGGGUGCCUACACAGACUUGGCCACGUGGGUUGGUGUCACCACAACCGACGGACCUUGCCAGAAGAACGGAGCCAUGAACCCGCGAUUCCCUCUUUACCUUGAGAAUUUUAACGCGACUGCCCAGAAAGAAGCCUUCAACUUCUUCGCGGAGAGCAUGCGUGUUAACACAGCCUUCAACAACUCCCUGGUCACCUUUGACGGAUAUACCCAGGAGGGAGUCAGGUCCAUCGACUCCAAGAGCACUGCCUUUGCGUACCGUGACCAGAACAUUCUCGUCGGACCUUUGAUCACUUACACGCCUGGCGGUGCUGAUCUAGAUGCCAAGGCUGCAAAGGUUGGUAAGCAGAUCCGACAGCUUCUGCACCAGGGAACAGGCCGUAAGCAUAUUCCCACAUAUGUCAACUAUGCCUUUGGAGAUGAGGGUCCCAAGGAGUGGUAUGGUGGUGAGAGCUGGAGACAAGAUCGCCUGCAGAGCCUGAAGAACGCGUAUGAUCCUGAGGGCAUGUUCAGCUUCUAUGCACCUAUCAUUUAG